CAAGCGCUACACGACUACUAGCAGAAACCAGGAAAUCAUGUUCGCUCAAAACGCUCUGAAAUCUGAAGAGUACAAGCGAGCCGAGAUGAUUAUGAAGCGCGGGACGGCUAGGGAUAGCGUAAUCCACCGUGCGACGAGCAUCGUUAAUCUAGCGGAUCAACAGCUUAACAUUGCGCGCCGUCCGUCUCUGUAUCCCGAGUUUCGUGGCCCGGAAUCGGCUGAGCAGUAUGAGAUGAUUGAGUGGCGUAAGAGGGGGAACAAGGGACUUGGUUUGAAUGAUGACCUUUAUAGUAACUAAUGGAUUGCAGGGUUGUGAUACAGUUGAUGAGAGAAUAGACGAUAGUACAUACGUGAGUUCUUUGUUAGUUUCUGGUGAUUUAU
Molecule: messenger RNA, 381 nt
Organism: Bipolaris sorokiniana ND90Pr
Lineage: Eukaryota; Fungi; Ascomycota; Dothideomycetes; Pleosporales; Pleosporaceae
Exons: 1
Coding region: 38-298 (86 amino acids)
Source: RefSeq, a predicted model, not a curated record